Scaptodrosophila lebanonensis is the source of this 2297-nucleotide messenger RNA. RefSeq names its product restin homolog (gene salto). The transcript has 9 exons. Lineage: Eukaryota; Metazoa; Arthropoda; Insecta; Diptera; Drosophilidae. The coding region runs from base 33 to 1997 and encodes 654 amino acids. The record is from RefSeq and is a predicted model, not a curated record.
UUUAUUUUAUUCAUUAGCGAAUCCCUUAGAAUAUGUCGCACAUCAAAGACACUGAGCUCAAAUCAUUCAAGAAUCGCUCUGGUUCAAAAAAGUUGGGAGUAGCAAGUUGUCCAUCUAAUAUUAGCACUCGCUCGUUACCUAAUCAAAUUCCUGGCACUAAAGUUUUUAUUGAUUCAAUUGAACGAAAGACAGAAGGAGAUAGAUCGAAGCCAAAGUUGGGCAGACCUCGUAUGAACUUGGUGACGCAACAGCGCAUGAACCGGUUAAAAGCCUUAUCUCCGGAAAAGAUGAUCAAAUGCAAAGCCACGACGCCUUUGCAGCUGUAUCAGAAGCAGCAUAAAUCUCGCUCUCUUAGUCAAUCAGCUUUGACACAGAAGCAAAACUGUUGCACUCGUGGUUUAGAAUCGAAUCGCGUGAGAGCCUUGGAGUCACAGCACAAAAAACUGCAGUACCUGCAGUCAGAUUUCAUGAACAAAUUACGGAUGUUGGGACCAUUGGAUCUUUGCAAGUUACGCGGAAGGUACAAGUUUGUGACGCUUGUCAUAAACGGGGAAUGCAAGCUAGUCGUGCACGAGGAUGAUCUACUUCGCCUACCCAAGAAUUUGCCCAUUGAAUCUGUGAAUGACUUGAAGGAACGUUGUCGUACAGUUGUUGAAUCUGGGUUUAUGUUGCUGUACGAACAUAUGUCUCAUAUUCAGUUGGCCAAGAAUGAGAUGGAAGCGCAAAUCAUACGAGAACAAAUAAGUCAAAAACUAAAGGCGUUAGUGAACGGAAAGAUAUCCGAUAUGUGCAACGAAAUUCAGCAAUUGUGUGGGUCACCUGGUGCGUGCGUUUUUCCGGAUGUAGCCCGUUUAUAUCGGGAAAUAAGUGAGGUGCGUUCCCAAAAACAGCUUAUGGAGGCAAAAUAUUUCGAAGCAAAAAAGGAACAGUACGAGAAGUUAAGCAAACUAGAAUAUGACUCACAGGUCCACUUAAGCACAGAGGUUUCCAAACGAGAAAAACGUAACAGUGAGCUUGAGAGUACGAUCCAAAACUUGGAAGAACAAGUAACAAAUAAAAAUCUUGAAUUGGCUGAGAAAAAUGCGAUGCUUAUGGACAAAAACGAGGACAAUCAGCAAUUAAAGGUUGAAAUUAAUUUGUUAAGUACCACCAACCAAAGACUUCAAGAAAGCCUAAUGGAAUCGGAUUUUAAUUUACAGCGCGCAUACAAGGUGAUAACAAAAAAUGAUGAAGACAGCAAAGUGCUUGAAGGCGAAUUAAAAGAAGCACGCGAACUCAUAGUAAAUCUUCAAAAACGUCCAGACGUGGUCGACCAUGGCAUAGUUGAAAAGGAUUUAAUUAUUGUUGACCUAAAAAGACAAGUAAAGAACUUGGAGCAGCAUAAAAAUUUGCUGACCACACAAGUUAAUAAUACCUUGAAGGAGCGGGCGGUUUACGAAGAUUUACAAAGGCAGUACGAUGCUGCAGUGGAAAAUAUAACUAUACUAAUGCAAUAUUUUAGCGAGCUUCAGAUUCAAUUAAAGGGAAAUGAGUAUAAGCUUGAUUCACAGCCCCCGAUUGCACAAAAGCUUCAGGAGCAACUGAGAAAAGCGGAUAUCCAGAUUGCACAUCUUCAGGAGCAGGCUGAACGGGAUCGGCAGGUGCUAGCUGUGCGGUGUGAAAUGAUAAACGCCAUGCAACAGCACGAACACGAUAAUAGAAACAAGCUGGAUGAAUUAUAUUACCAAAUUAGCGAAAAGAACACACUCAUCAGUCAGAUAAAUAACCAUCUUUUUUUGAAAAACGAGGAGUUCCUCAACUUAUUCGGGACACUCAGCAGCAAACAAAUGGAAGUUCGCCGAGCGGAACAUAUAAUAAAACUAUUGGAGGAAAAUAAUGUGCGCACCUCAUUGCUGCGCAUAAAGCAGGAGGAACGCAAUGCUCUAAUGCAGGAUGAAAUCGCACAUCUUAAGCGAACUAUAAUAUCCGGCUUGCGUUGCUACGCCACUAAAUCGUAGUAAUUUUCCCAUCACCUCCUACUCAUUUUAUGGCUUCGAGUAGGUCCUUUGCAUGAGAAGUGCGAAUGUCCGAUUUUCUUUUAAUUUAAUAGAAUGAACCCCUGACAAACGGAGUAAAAGGUAACUGUCAAACAAAUGAAGAAAAAAUCAAAAAAAUUAUGGUUGAUCGCGUUGAACAAUCGCCACGGAACUUCACAGGAUUACCUACAGGACCUUUUGAAGACCUGUUUUGCUUAAGGUUAUACUUGUAUUUCUUUUUGUAUUGUGCCAAUACGCCACUGAAGGCAGCAUACCUUGUUA